Carica papaya (papaya) is the source of this 1937-nucleotide messenger RNA. It is a transcript of the gene HXK3, whose product is annotated as hexokinase 3. Gene Ontology annotation, biological process: intracellular glucose homeostasis; glucose 6-phosphate metabolic process; glycolytic process. Lineage: Eukaryota; Viridiplantae; Streptophyta; Magnoliopsida; Brassicales; Caricaceae. Gene Ontology annotation, cellular component: cytosol; mitochondrion. The record is from RefSeq and is a predicted model, not a curated record. Gene Ontology annotation, molecular function: D-glucose binding; ATP binding; fructokinase activity.
GAAAAUGGGAAAACGCAAAAUAGGAAACCUACGUGUUGUUAUAUUAGAAUCGAACUGGAAGGUAACGAACCUUUUAGCUGCUUCUUCUUCUUACCUAACCGAUAAUAUUUAUUAUUAAUUAAUGUUUGAGAUCCAAACUGUUGAGAGUUGAAACCUUCCCCCCAUCACCGAAUAAAGACACCAGACACUCACUGUUUCACUAAUGCUCUCUUUCCCUCAGCCUCACAUUCUCUUUCCCUCCUUCUCUCCCCUUCGGAUCUUACUUUGCACCAACAAUGUCUGUUGCCGCUGCCUCACCAGCCGUUGGAUCUUUUCUUUUCUCUGUACGAUCUCCCAGGGGCGUUCCUCGCUCCAGGAUGGCCGUCCGAUCUAACGUCGCCUCUGUCACUCCUAUACUCACCAAGUUACAGAAGGAUUGCGCCACACCUUUGCCGGUUCUGCGCCACGUGGCAGACGCCAUGACCGCUGAUAUGCGAGCUGGCCUUGCCGCUGAUGGUAGGGGUGAGCUGAAGAUGAUCUUGAGUUACGUUGACACUUUGCCUACUGGGAAUGAGAAAGGUUUAUUCUAUGCGUUGGAUCUUGGUGGCACAAAUUUUCGGGUUUUGAGAGUGCAACUAGAUGGGAAGGAAGAGCGUGUGGUAGCCACUGAGUUUGAGCAAGUCUCCAUCCCUCAAGACCUCAUGUUUGGUACCACUGAGGAACUUUUCGAUUUUAUUGCCUCUGGAUUGGCCAAAUUUGGAGAAAAGGAGUGUGGGAAGUUUCAUUUACCACAAGGGAGGAAAAGAGAGAUUGGUUUCACAUUCUCAUUUCCUGUGAGGCAGACAUCCAUUGAUUCCGGUAUACUAAUAAAGUGGACUAAGGGUUUUGCUGUCUCCGGAACGGCUGGAAGAGAUGUAGUUGCUUGUUUGAAUGAAGCUAUGGAGAGGCAAGGCUUAGAUAUGCAAGUUUCUGCUUUGGUUAAUGAUACUGUAGGAACAUUAGCCGGGGCAAGAUAUUGGGAUGACGAUGUCAUGGUAGCUGUCAUCUUGGGUACUGGAACUAAUGCUUGCUAUGUAGAACGGAUGGAUGCUAUUCCUAAAUUACGGGGCAAGAUGUCUGCUUCUGGAACAACAAUUAUCAACACUGAGUGGGGUGCUUUCUCCAAAGGUCUUCCUCUAACUGUUUUUGAUAGAGAUAUGGAUAAUGCAAGUAUCAAUCAUGGUGAGCAGAUAUUUGAGAAAACAAUCUCUGGCAUGUAUCUUGGCGAAAUUGUAAGACGAGUGCUGCUGGAAAUGGCUGAAACAGGUUCCUUAUUUGGUGAAUCUAUCCCCAAAAAGUUAUCCACACCUUUUGCGCUCAGGACGCCAGAUCUAUGCGCCAUGCAGCAGGACGACUCAGAUGAUCUUCAGGCUGUUGGGUCAAUCCUAUAUGACGCUGCCGGGGUGGUAGAGAGCAACCAAAGUGCAAGGAAGAUUGUCGUGGAGGUUUGUGACACAAUAGUGAAACGAGGUGGUCGGCUAGCGGGUGCUGGGAUUGUCGGGAUUCUCCAAAAGAUGGAUGAGGAUUCAAAAGGUUCCAUCUUAAGAAAGAGGGCAGUGGUUGCAAUGGAUGGAGGGCUAUACGAACACUACCCUCAGUACAGAAACUACAUGCAGGGUGCGGUAACAGAACUUCUUGGGAUAGAACUAUCAAAAAAUGUGAUAAUUGAGCAUUCAAAAGAUGGUUCUGGAAUUGGGGCUGCUCUCUUGGCUGCUACAAACUCCAAAUAUGAUCAUUGACUACUACUUAGUUCCCACAUUUAAUUUAUUCCCACUGUAAUUUAUUCUUUUGUCCAAGGAUAAUGGUUUUGCUUUUUUUUUUUUGGUAAUGCUGUAGAAUUCAACAUUGUAGGAGGAAUAAGUGGAAGAUAACAAUAUAUAUGUAUGUAUUAGGACUGUAAACAGUAAUUCCAUCUUUGU